Penicillium concentricum is the source of this 2343-nucleotide messenger RNA. RefSeq names its product putative Patatin family phospholipase. Gene Ontology annotation, molecular function: triacylglycerol lipase activity. Bases 1 to 2343 code for a protein of 780 amino acids. The record is from RefSeq and is a predicted model, not a curated record. The transcript has 3 exons. NCBI's taxonomy places the organism in Eukaryota, Fungi, Ascomycota, Eurotiomycetes, Eurotiales, Aspergillaceae. Gene Ontology annotation, biological process: lipid metabolic process.
AUGUCGGUGUUGGGCGACCCCACAAUAGUUCAGUGCCAUCAUGGACACAAACACUCCGAACCUUUAUCCCAGCCCCCACCGCCGUGGUCGCCCCGCAAAACGAUCAUACCAAAUGUAUCGUCGCUUGUGAAGGAUUCGUGGAACUGGGCUGGUGAUACACUACACACCUACCGUGAUGGCCUAUCUAAAGAACAACGGAAACAAAGGGCGGACAUCGAGGAUCGCAAACAAGUCCUAUAUUUGAAAAUAAAGAAUGCUGUGUCGUACGAGGAAUGGCGAAGUUGUGCCAUUGAACUAGAUGAACUAGAGCACAAUAACACCUGGAAGCAGACACUCGAGUCCGCCGAAUAUGACCCAAAUUUGGUACAGGAUCGUUUGCGACAGUUGGAAGAGGCUCGCAUCAGCUGUGAUGUAAGCCGGAUGCUCUUUCUGGUGCGCACAGCGCUGAGUCGGGACCUGGCGCACAUGAGCAAUGCCUCUCUCUAUCGCCAUUCUCAUAUCGGCACCAAGGACUUGAUUGAUAGAUAUAUCACCACGGCUGUGGAGACCAUCGCCACGCUGGUGGAUCUUUCGGUACAUGAUCGCUGCGAUGGGCUGGAGUUGAAGUAUAUCCUGGAUCAGCUGCUGGCAGCUCGACAGGCAUUUGGUCGCAGUGCGCUCCUCUUCUCCGGUGGCGCCACUUUUGGCAUGACCCAUAUCGGGGUGCUAAAGGCACUCUAUGAGGCAAAUAUGAUCCCUCGAAUUAUCUCAGGUGCCUCUGCUGGUAGCAUUGUGUGCGCGGUCUUUUGCACACGCACAGAUGAAGAACUGCCGGCGCUUUUGGAUACCUACGUACAUGGGGAUUUUGACGUCUUUAAUGAGAAGGGCCAGGAGGAAAAUAUCCUGCAGAAGAUGACUCGCUUUUUAAAGUUUGGAUCAUUUCUUGACAUAUCCCACUUGGCAAAGACUAUCAGGAACUGGCUGGGGGAUAUGACCUUUCAGGAAGCCUAUAACCGUACCCGCAGAAUCCUGAAUAUCUGUGUGUCGAGUGCCGGCAUGUAUGAGCUUCCACGGCUGUUGAACUAUAUCUCUGCCCCCAACGUGCUGAUCUGGUCUGCUGUGGCGGUAUCCUGCUCUGUCCCGUUUGUCUUCAGACCGUUCACGUUGAUGGCCAAGGAUCCGUUGACAGGGGAACCGGUCCCAUGGAAUGAUCUUCACAAACAGUAUAUCGAUGGCUCUGUCGAUGGAGAUCUGCCUAUGACACGGUUAUCAGAGAUGUUCAACGUGAAUCACUUCAUAGUCUCUCAGGUGAACCCCCAUGUGGUACCAUUCCUUCCAAAGGAAACAGGCCCACAGGAUGAGACAACCGAUGGCCCUUCAUUCAUCCCUCGAUGGAUGAACACGAUGACACACCUUGCCAAAGACGAAGUUUUGCAUCGAAUGAACGUCCUCUCGGAACUUGGAGUCUUUCCAACAUCAAUGACCAAGUUUGCUUCUAUUGUCAACCAGAAGUAUCAUGGAGACAUCAACAUAUACCCGGAACUCGUUUCCUCCAACUUCCCACGGUUGCUGGAGAAUCCGACAACGGAGUUCAUGCUUUCUGCAUGCCUAAGUGGCGAGCGGGCAACGUGGCCGAGACUAAGCCGUAUCCGUAACCACUGCGCCAUUGAGCUGGCACUCGAUAAUGCGAUUCAGAAUAUGCGCGCCCGGGUAGCCUUCAGUCCGAGAGAGGUUGAUCUACGUAUGCCAAACUUUAGCCGGCACUCGAUUGACUCGGCAGACAGCAGUGGAAGGGGACGUUAUCGCGACAGGCGAACAGGAUCCCACAGCCACGAGCUGGAAAAGAGGCACUCGGGCGGGCAAGCACGGCCUCAGUCAGCCCGGGAACUGAGAAAGGCACGAAGCACAGUCUCACUAGAGAACCCGCCUCUUUCACGGUCGAGUGAGUCACUCAUUAUGUCAACCCAAGCAAGGACCCAUCGCCGUACAUCCUCAGUAUCCUUCAACGGGGCGAUAUUCAACAUUGGGUCAAGCAGUGACGACGAGCCGGAACGAUCAUACAUGCUUCGUCCCAAACUCACAGGUCACCGAGCGUCCUCGGAGUCAUCUUCAUUCGGUGGAGCAUUUGCGAGCCACGGACCCCGUAGCCCCGUCCGAUCCCGACGAUCCUCAUUCUCUUCUGGCCCGGCCUCCAAUUCUUCUGCUACAGCUCGUCGCAGUUCCCCAAAGCAGGUUUAUCCGCCGUCGGCUCGCGACCUCUCCAUGACCGUACCACCUUCGUCCCGCCAUCUGCUCAGCAUGACCCCAACGCCAUCAGUCCAUCCGAGCUCGCCUGACUCCCUAACGCGCAAACAGCGGUACUGA